GGAGAGGAGGAGGGAAAGAUAGAAAGAGAGAGAGAGAAGGAUUGCUUGCUACCCCUGAACAGUGACUUCUCUCAAGACAGUGCUUUGCUCUUCAGGUAUAAGGAAGGAAAACAGUAGAGAUUCAAUUUAAUGUCUAAUGUGGAAAGGAGGACAAAGAAGUCUUGUGAUAACUGCCUGUGAUAACACAUUUCUUGAGAAACCAUAUUAUUGAGUAGAACUUUCAGUCCACUAAAUCCCAGAGAAAUGGCUUUUGUGGAUCCCAGAUGCUUGUGUUUCAUUCUUCUUUGUACAAUAACUGGCUAUUCUUUGGAGAUGAAAGUUAAUCCCCCUCAGGAUUUUGAAAUAUUGGAUCCUGGGUUACUUGGUUAUCUCUAUUUGCAAUGGAAACCUCCCAUGGUUAUGGAAAAAUUUAAGGGCUGCACACUAGAAUAUGAGUUAAAAUACCGAAAUGUUGAUAGCUACAGCUGGAAGACUAUAAUUACUAGGAAUCUAAUUUACAAGGAUGGGUUUGAUCUUAAUAAAGGCAUUGAAGGAAAGAUACGUACGCAUUUGUCAGAGCAUUGUACAAAUGGAUCAGAAGUACUAAGUCCAUGGACAGAAGCUUCUUAUGGGAUAUCAGAUGAAGGAAGUUUGGAAACUAAAAUUCAGGACAUGAAGUGCAUAUAUUAUAACUGGCAGUAUUUGGUCUGCUCUUGGAAACCUGGUAAGACAGCACAUUCUGAUACCAACUAUACCAUGUUUUUCUGGUAUGAGGGCUUGGAUCAUGCCUUACAGUGUGCUGAUUACCUCCAGGAUAAUGAAAAAAAUGUUGGAUGCAAACUGUCCAACUUGGACUCAUCAGACUAUAAAGAUUUUUUUAUCUGUGUUAAUGGAUCUUCAAAGUUGGAACCCAUCAGAUCCAGCUAUACCGUUUUUCAACUUCAAAAUAUAGUUAAACCAUUGCCACCAGAAUUCCUUCAUAUUAGUGUGGAGAAUUCCAUUGACAUUAGAAUGAAAUGGAGCACACCUGGAGGACCCAUUCCACCAAGGUGUUACACUUAUGAAAUUGUGAUCCGAGAAGACGACAUUUCCCGGGAGUCUGCCACAGACAAAAACGAUAUGAAGUUGAAGAGGAGAGCAAAUGAAAGUGAAGACCUAUGCUUUUUUGUAAGAUGUAAGGUCAAUAUAUAUUGUGCAGAUGAUGGAAUUUGGAGCGAAUGGAGUGAAGAGGAAUGUUGGGAAGGUUACACAAGGCCAGACUCAAAGAUUAUUUUCAUAGUACCAGUUUGUCUUUUCUUUAUAUUCCUUUUGUUACUUCUUUGCCUUAUUAUGGAGAAGGAGGAACCUGAACCCACAUUGAGCCUCCAUGUGGAUCUGAACAAAGAAGUGUGUGCUUACGAAGAUACCCUCUGUUAAACCACCAUUUUCUUGGCAUAGAGACAGCCAGCAGAAGUCAUAUUAAACUCAAUUUUUCUUAAAAUUUCAAAUACAUCUUGUUGCAAAUCAGUGUUUGUCCUAAGAUUGUUGUGUUUUUGACUAAAGUGUUGGAUAUAUAUCUC
This is a messenger RNA of Mus pahari (shrew mouse), 1538 nucleotides long. It is a transcript of the gene Il13ra2, whose product is annotated as interleukin 13 receptor subunit alpha 2. The coding region runs from base 244 to 1395 and encodes 383 amino acids. Gene Ontology annotation, molecular function: cytokine receptor activity; protein binding. The record is from RefSeq and is a predicted model, not a curated record. Gene Ontology annotation, cellular component: membrane; external side of plasma membrane. Lineage: Eukaryota; Metazoa; Chordata; Mammalia; Rodentia; Muridae. The transcript has 11 exons. Gene Ontology annotation, biological process: cytokine-mediated signaling pathway.